Hypoxylon trugodes is the source of this 1192-nucleotide messenger RNA. RefSeq names its product peroxisomal biogenesis factor 11. Gene Ontology annotation, cellular component: peroxisomal membrane. Lineage: Eukaryota; Fungi; Ascomycota; Sordariomycetes; Xylariales; Hypoxylaceae. Gene Ontology annotation, biological process: regulation of peroxisome size; peroxisome fission. The coding region runs from base 73 to 1008 and encodes 311 amino acids. The transcript has 2 exons. The record is from RefSeq and is a predicted model, not a curated record.
UUAGUUUUCAUUCAUUUUACUUUAGAAUUAAACUAGUAUUCACCAUCUUUGAGCGCAAAGUAUAUUAACAGCAUGGCUUCUAAAUUCGAAACCUUCAUAAAAUUUAGCACCGACUCAGUCGGCCUAGAACGAACCUUCCGACUUCUUCAAGCAACCGUCCAAAUCUUCUCAUCCUACACCCUGCCCUUCGACUUGUUGCUCUUCACCCUGAGUCUCUGGGCGACCAGCAUCCCCUCAUCCUCCGGCAUCCGGAGCACCCUCGGUCUCCUCAACCAACGUCUAGGCCUAGCCCGGCGCUAUCUACGACUAUUCCGAUUCCUCGAGUCCUUCAACGCCGCUCAAAAACUAUACUCACAACUCUCCUCUGCUCCGUCUUCACCCCAGGAGAAGAGCGCGAUUGCGAAGAUUACACCAUGGCUCGAUGUCUUCGCCAAGACCUUUAACGGCAUGUACUUCCUCCUCGAAGCCAGCACUUUACCCCACGCACUCCAAAUCCCAGGCUUAUCCGUCUGGGGUCUUGAACGCGAACGCGUUGUUGCUAUCGAGGCGCAGCGUUUCUGGCUAUUCGCGCUGGUAUGCGGGUUAUUGCAUAACUUACUCCAAAUCCCACUCGCCGUGUCUUCCGCUCCGCCACCGGUAGGAUCGGCUUCUACCACGACUAGCGAGAAACAAGAUUCCCAGACCGAGGCAGAGAAGAAAGACUCGGAAAAUGUAUCAGAGAAAGGACCAACCGACGACAUGAACGGCCCUGAAUUCCGCGAGUGGACACGGAACCGCGUCAAGGAAGUCAAAGAACGAACUCGUCUCCGCCGCCGCCAGAUUCUAACUAAGGUCCGCAAGUUGGGUCGCGGGGCAGCCACUAACGCGCUUGAUAUCCUGAUUCCGGGUACAUUUGUUGGAUGGAUUAAUGUUGAGCCCGGGACUGUUAGCGUGGCUAUGUUCGUGACGACGAUAUUGACCUCUAUGGACGUAUGGGAGAGGUGCGGACGUGAGGUGGCUGGAAACUAGACGUGGGGGGUUGAUUGCACCCUUUAGAUGCGACAAGUAUGUCGUUUUUCGGGUCUCAGGAAUUACGAGAAUAGAAAGUCGGAUUAUAACUAGAACCUGGUACUCUGAUUUAUGAUGACUAUGAGGACAAUACGACAUGGCUCUGUCAAUUUGGAAUUACUUCAUUGCAUCGGAACUGUCACAG